AUGAAAAACAAAAUUUUAAUUUGUUUUUUGUUAUUGACAACGAUUUUUGUUUUAAUUCAUGGAAUCGGGAAUACUAAAAUUGAGACUAACAAUUCUGAAGUUAAAUUAGAAAGUCCAAAACAAAAACCGUUAAUUCCAAAAAAUUCAACUCACAAAAAUGUCAAGAAUUCCCAAACAAAAGCCUCAGCAAAAGUAAAGCCAGAAGAAGAAAGAAGCCAAACAGAAAUAGAAAAAAAAGAAAUCAAACAGAAAUCUGAUUCGAAAAGUAAAGCAGGCGUGAAUAUGUCGGACUUAAAACGGGUAUUGUCUGCUGGAGUACUCUCUUAUAAAGCAAAAGGAAGAAAUUCUGAGAAUUUCUGGAAUGAAUUGAAUAUGCUAGCGUCGAACUAAUUGAAAUAAUGGCAAAUAAUUUAAAAAGCGGUCCAGAACUGUCAAGCGACAAUAAAAUGUUGAUCCAAAAAUCAGCAAAACCCGAAGAAAAUUCCAAAUCAAUAAA
Molecule: messenger RNA, 496 nt
Organism: Meloidogyne enterolobii
Lineage: Eukaryota; Metazoa; Nematoda; Chromadorea; Rhabditida; Meloidogynidae
Source: the annotation of a GenBank genome assembly